Messenger RNA from Triplophysa rosa, 4579 nucleotides. It is a transcript of the gene rpap1, whose product is annotated as RNA polymerase II associated protein 1. Gene Ontology annotation, cellular component: nucleus. NCBI's taxonomy places the organism in Eukaryota, Metazoa, Chordata, Actinopteri, Cypriniformes, Nemacheilidae. The coding region runs from base 283 to 4500 and encodes 1405 amino acids. The record is from RefSeq and is a predicted model, not a curated record. Gene Ontology annotation, biological process: transcription by RNA polymerase II. The transcript is spliced from 24 exons.
UCGGUGAACGGCAUGUGUUUAGUUUACAACCGAGCAUAGGAUCUGCCGAACAAAGCUGUGAAAUAAAACACACAUUUCCACUUAUUAUCGAAUUGUAUGGGAUCUUGCUGCGCUGAUCACUGACUGUUGUUUAUAUUGUUGUACUUGUGCUGUCUGCUAGAACACUUUUCAAACUGCACGCGCCAGUGCAAGAUGCCACUGACAAUUUAGGGGCUACAUGCUGGAUUAUUAUUUUGUCACUUACCCCUGAAACAUUAGCGGCAUUUAUUACGGGAGAGUGGGAUGUUGCGACGUCCCAAACCCGCAGACAGUGAAGCGGAUCUGCUCGAGCAGCAGCAGGAGUUUUUGACAGCGGGCAGCCGCUCUGUUACUGUAGUCAAGCGUCCUGAUAAACGCAGAGGAGACGUGGAAGAGCAGGAUAACCAGAGAGAUGUCGUGACUAUAGAAGACCUUCCUGAUCAGAUUCCCACCCUGACACCUGCACCUCCAAAAAAGUCACGUUUUAAAAAGGAUCGAGUGCGCUUUGAGGAUGAGGACCCAGAUGAGCGACUGGACAGACAUGAUACUCACAUCAGUGCUGUCCUCUCCAGGAUCAUUGAGAGGGACACUAGCGCAGUACCCGUGUCCUUGCCAACAUUCACAGGCACUGCUUUUCCUAAAGUUCUACAUCGGUCUGUCGUAGAGAGUGAGGGAAUGGAAAAAGGACCAAGAGGAAGAAAAAGUAUUUUUGCACGUCAAAUUGCAGCACGGCGAGCUAACAAGGAAGAUGCACAUAGUUUAAACGGUUCAGGGACUGAAGAUCAGUCAUGUGGAGCCACAAAUUUUGCCUCCUUACCAUUGGAGAGCAUGGACACUGAGCUAUCUACAUCAAAUGUUAUUGAUGCUGUUAAUGCCCCCUUGCUAGUGUCGGGUCAAGGACUUGGAAUUGCUAACAGUGGCAUAGAGACGAUAAAAAUCCAUCAGGAGAACCAAGCAAAGCUGCAGGCAAUGUCCCAGAGUGAGAUACUGGAGGAGCAGAGGAUGCUGCUGGCCCAACUUGACCCUAGAUUAGUGGACUUUGUCAGAUCUCAAAAAGCACAGAUAACUAAAUCCUCUGAGUCGGCAUCCGGGCCUGGGCAACAGGAGGUUUCCCUGAAUAAAUCUCUGUCUAAUAGCACCGCAUCGGCGCUAGAUUACACAACACAAGCUCAGGAAACUCCACAAGCGGCCAUAGAAGAUGAUCAGAAUGAGGAGAAUGAGAACCUGCCUGUAGUUCAACAUCCAAUUACAGAGGAUGAGCUGCCUAUCAAGCCGCAGAAGGAGUGGAUACACAUGGACAAGCUAGAGCCAGAAAAACUGGAAUGGACAAGAGACCCUCCUCCCAAAAAGCAAAGCACCAAAAAGGCUAUGCAAGCCCGUUUCAACUUUGCUGGUACUCUCAUCCCUCCCACUGAAGACUUGCCCACUCAUUUAGGUCUGCAUCACCAUGGAGAGGAGCCAGAGCUGGCUGGCUACUCACUGCAGGAGCUUUUCAUUCUCUCUCGCAGUCAGCUGAACCAACAGCGCAAUCUGGCAGUCAGCACUCUGGCUAAUGUCCUGACCAAUGCUCGUGCGGGUGAGUACACGUCUUCUCUGAAGAGCAGCGUCUUGUCCUGUUUGUUGGAUGCAGGACUGCUCUUCCUUCUGCGCUUCUCAUUGGAUGACAGCGUGGAGGCUGUGAUGUCAGCAGCCGUGAAUGCCUUGCAUGCUCUGCUGGUUUCAUCUGACGAUGAAGAUUGCUUAGACAGUGCCUUUCCAUGGCUGCUUGGGACAGCCACCUUCCCUCUGCUGCCCACGUCUCAGGGAGAUGAAGAUGACGAUGAUGAAGGCAUGGACGUGUCUAUGAAACCAACCGUUAAAGAGAAGGAAGACAACAAGACCGAUCAUGAUGUUGCUAGACAGGAUGUUGUCAAGGGCUUUCUGAAGAUGCAGGGUCUUCCUCGGCUCCGUUAUAUUUUGGAGGUUGUGCGACCGUCUCCCAGAGUCGUUCUUGAUAUUCUGGAGAUUCUGAUCCGAAUCGCCCGUCACUCAACUGCAGCAGCUAUACAGAUCUUGGACUGCCCACGGCUGAUGGACACUGUGAUUUCUGAGUUUCUUCCAGGAUCAUGGGCUCCUCAUACUUCACAGACUGCCUCCUCUUUGUAUGGGUUGCCUGUUGCCUUGGCGAUGAAGCUACUUCAUGCUCUAGCAAGUGCUGGGCGGCAUGCUUGUGCUCGAAUUCUGAACUCUUUAGGAGGUAAAGAGAUUUUGGCACGUUUCGUUGUUGUUGAACCAUCAGAGAUGUUGCUGGAACCAAGUGAAGCUCUUCGCUGCAGUACAGAGGCACUAAAGAUGUUCGCAGUGGCCGCCAGCUAUGGACAGGCCUGCAGUCUAUACAAGGAUCUGUAUCCUGUGCUGGUUCAGAGGUUGCAGUCUGGGAAUCGGCCCUGUGCAUCUUCUGAGGCUGUAACUCCUCUGGAACUGGACAGAGUCAGAACUCUGCUGGUGCUACUCACUCAGGUCACUCACACGGCAGGCUGUUGUGAGGAGCUACAGAGAGGACUAGGCAGUUCUCAGGGUACAGAGUGUCCUCCACCCCCGCCCGUUUCAUGGAGUCAUGUGACCGGUCUGCAGCCCACCGUCAUUGGUUUGCUUAAGGGCUGUGUGAAAGCCCUCGACAGCCCAGGACAAAUGUCAAGUGCACUGAUUUUGAUUCCCUCCUACCUGCUGUUCAUGGAGGCAUAUUAUUCACAGCUCUGUGAGCAGAGCUCUUUCCAGCCAGUUCAGUGUCUACAGGAGCUAGAGUCACUUACCUCAGAUGUGCUGAUGCCACUGAUAUCCCAUCAUGCCAUACAAAAUAUGACAAGUAGCUUCAGGUCCAGCUCUAUGAUUUGUAACCCCGCACUAAGUGCUGUAGGUUGGGAUGUCGUUCCCAGUCUGCCUGGGCUGGGCUGUUCUAAACUUAAGACCACCAGCAAUCUGACAGGACCCAACUCUCCCUUGCCCCUCCCCACAGCUCUCCUCCACCUGCUAAACACCAUUACCUCCAUCCACAAAGGCAUAACUAGAAGGUUUAGUUCUUUCCUCCUGUCAGACUCUGUUCUGAAUUAUCUGCGCUCCUGUAUUGGAGUCACGCCCCCUGUGUCACUCACAAGUGCCUGGAUUUUACGUCAUGAGCACCACCUGCUGUAUUUGCUUCUCAGACUGGCACACAAACUGGUCCCAGUUGACCCAGAGGUGGCCAAACACGCCUCUUUAUUUCACCAAGUGUCCUUGGCUCUGUUGUCCUGGCUGCUUCCUGGCAGUGAACACCUGGCACAUGAACUCAUGUCCACCAUGAUCUUCAGCCACAGUCUCCUUCCGGAGGGUGGUAGUGGUGAACCAGAGGUGGCUGCGUUGGCUGAGUUGCAACUCCAGGAGAAGACUUUACCAGGUGCUGGUGUUCUGCUGCGCAACGCUCUUCUUCAUCUGCCCUCCAUUCGUGGUUGUUUCCUCACCCACCUUGCCCAUAUGGAACCUGCAGUCCUUGCUUCCCGUGACCGGUACCUUGGCCGAACCCCCUGGAUCAGAUCUCAUCUCCUACCUGAGCUUACUGGCCCCUCCCUGCCCUCUGAUUGGCCCUUCUUACCGCUCAUCAGCUUGUAUGAGCGAAUGGGAUUUUCGGCUGGAGGCGGACAGCAGGUUGAGUCUCUUCCAGUGGGGUCUUUGGAGUCAGUCACUCAUUGCCUUCAGUGGCUGCUGGUUCUGGAAAGCUGGCGGGAGCAAGCUCUUAGCGUGGUACCACCGGUGGCUAAGUUAGCCCGACUAGCCUGCGUCUUUUUAUGCUCCAGUGACCUCUUUCUGGAACGGCCCGUGCAAGAGCUGGUGUGGGUGCUGUUUCGUGGGCUGACGCGGCCGGACCGGCUUGAGGCGCUGGAUCUGGGCUCGCCUCCACCGGGCUUGGCGUCUUUUCAUGACCUCUAUUCGGCUCUGCUGGCUCAAUAUGAGGCCGUGUCUUUUGGAGACCCUUUGUUUGGCUGCUUUAUGCUGCUUCCGCUGCAGAGGCGCUACAGUGUCUCCAUGAGGCUGGCCGCGUUUGGCGAACAUGUCGGGAUGCUGCGAUCUUUGGGCGUCUCGAUGCAGAAGUUGCCUAUUCCACUGGAGAAGUUCACGUCCCCCAUGGAGGACUCGCUGCCUCUGUUGCGGCUGUAUUUUCGGGCGUUAGUAACUGGAGCUCUGAAGAGGAACUGGUGUCCUGUGCUUUAUGUGGUGGCUGUUGCUCAUCUCAAUGCAUUUAUCUUCUCUCAGGAUGCAGUGGCAGAGGAAGUUGAGGUUACACGCCGGAGCCUGCUAAGAAAAACACACUACCUGACAGAUGAGGUGUUGAAGAACCACCUGCUUUUUUUCCGGCUGCCCCAGCAGGAUGCAGAGCUGGGCUUUAGCACCUAUGAACAGCUUCCCCCCAUUCGUGCCCACAGGUUGGGAAACAUUAUGGGAACAGAAGAGAAAACAGGAAAGAGGUGAAGGAGGAAAAAAAAACAUUUGGUCCCAGUCAUACAUAGGUCCAUCCCUGGUUGAUUUGUGAUGCACAGUCUCUGUGACU